This is a messenger RNA of Heterobasidion irregulare TC 32-1, 1530 nucleotides long. RefSeq lists its product as uncharacterized. The record is from RefSeq and is a predicted model, not a curated record. The transcript has 4 exons. Bases 1 to 1530 code for a protein of 509 amino acids. Lineage: Eukaryota; Fungi; Basidiomycota; Agaricomycetes; Russulales; Bondarzewiaceae.
AUGUACCUGUAUGCUAUCCAAGUAAGAAUCUGGGGCGCUCAGAUGAGAUUCCAAACUCCUUGCCAAGGCGGUACAAGUCCUGUUAAUGUUAAGAAGCGUCGCGUCGGUUGGGCAGGGAAGAAUUAUGCCGGUGCAAAGGCUUCUGAAGAUCACAAAAAGUUUCCUACAGUCCCUGAGCACUUUCACCAUAUUUGGUUGAUUAGAGUACCACUGCGUGGCAAGGGUGAGGCCAUGGAUGAACGUGUCCGCCCACUUCCAAAAACGAACGUGAAACUUGCGCCAAGAAAGUUCAUCCCGGGAAAAACCGCAAUCAAUCCAGAAUCCGUCUUGCCCGCUCUUCUUUGCCGUCUGGCCCCUUCUGGCUCUACUACUCGCCUGAAUCACCUCUCUCGAGAUGUCCACAACGAUUCUCAAAAAACACCUAAGCGAAUCGCCUCCCUCCUUGAUGCAAUUGCCUCAAUCAGCGUGGAAAAUCCUAAGGGCGAUGUUGUCGCUGUUGCUCUUGACAGCGGUGAGGACUCGUCGAUCUUUGUCGCUUCGAACACUGGCGUGUCGACACGGCUUGUUGCCCAUCUUACAUCCGUGUGGGCCUUGCUCUGCCAGAUCAGCAAGGCAGUCCCAGCGGAUCAGGGAUCGCCUACCCUGGUGAACGAGAUUUUCCGCAACGACGACAUCAAAGAACUUGAACGGCGACUCACCAUCCAGGUCUACCGGUUUUCUUGGCGCAAGUUUUAUGCUCGUUUUUCGAAGCGAGUGGACGUGUUCAUUCGUAGCCUCACUCUUGUCACGAAGUGGUACUCCGAAAAACCACAGUUGGUGGAGGAACACAAGCGCUGCAGCAAUCUUCUUCGAAUUUUCCAAAACCUUCGCAAGCGCAUCGUUCUUUCUUGCCCAGGCGAUGCAGAACUUCUUCGCAUCCACGAGUAUAUUAUCACCCUGACAAGGAGCUUGGAACCGCAUCUGAGCGCCCCAUAUUCUUACUUGGACACUAUCCAGCGCGGCAUUGACAUUCAUCUGGAUCCUGGCACCUUCCUUCCUGUACGACGCUACCUCGAAAAAGUCCUCUCACUCACGCGCUCUGGAUAUGCAUUAUUUCUGGCGGCUCAUUCUCGAAAACUCAGACCAUUCCUCUCGAGGCCUCUUAAGCAGAAGAUUCCUACGCAGUUCUCCGAGCUCUCAGACAACCUCCGUGACAUGGUGCUGGACGAAGAGUGGAAAAAUAGGAUGGUCAAGCCGUUAGGGGCAGCAUUGCAGAAAGAGAAGAACUCUGCUAUCAAGGCGGACAAACGCGGAUUAUCUGGACACGCACGCGUCCACUAUGAAUGCUUGCUCGUCGCACACUUUGUGAAGAACGCGGCAUCUCUUCGACCAUACGACUAUAUCGGAUUAUCAAAGCUCUUGUGUUAUGGAUGCCACAGCUACUUCCGCGCAUACAAUAUCACCCACCCGACCAUGAGGUUUUACGCCAGAGGCACGCAUAGAAAAGUCUAUAUUCCAUGGGUGCCACCUACUCUCGAAGACGGAAGUUAG